ACCGAAGAAGCUGCAGCGGAUCGAAUUGAGGAGGUGGUAGCGGAGGCAGAGGAGGAAGACGAAGAGGAGAACGACAAUAACGACGACGCCGAGGAAGAAGCGGGGGUGGAAAAACACGGCAGAGCCGAACGGCGGGAAGUCGACAAGCUCGAAGAGGACGAGGAGAGUCAAUCUAGAGAACGAGAUAGAGAGCCUGAACCGCCACCUCCGGACAAAGUCGAUCCGGGAGGCGAUCCAGCUUCCGAAGAGCAGCAGCAGCAGCAGCAGCAGCAGCAACUAGGUGGCAAACCGGAAUCAAGGAAGGACGCAACCGAUCGGGACACAAAUAAGACCGAAGAGCGAAAGGAACAACAACCACCGCAAUUACUCGUGAAUGGAUUGCACGUCGACCCGUCGCUGGUCAGCGAUAAGACGAAUGCCAUCCGUGAGGACAGUCCGUCGCUGCUAAAGUCGACGACUCGAUCGAAAUCAAAGGACCUCGCGCAGGAAAAGAACGGAGAAGACGCAGCAGCAGCAGCAACAGCAACAGCGGCGGCGGCGGCGGCGGCGGCGGAGGAGGAGGAGGAGGACGACGAGCGUGACGCGAACGCCAGCGAGGAGGAAGUCGGCUCGCAGCGGUCGCGCCGAAUCGAGCUGACCACCACCGAGUUAGGCACGGAGGAUAGCGUGGGCAGCGUCGCGAGGGCGGCCAGCGUCGAAUCGGUCGUCGAGCUGCUGGAGUCGAGCAGUCAGGACUCAGGCUCCGUGCUGGAGAGGCUGAGUCCGCUUAGCAACGGCGGCGGCGGCCCCGGCAGGCAGAACAGCCUGCUCCUGGAGCAGCAGCGGGAGCAGGAACGCAACCGGCACAACGAGAGUCCGAUCAUCCUUGCCGAGAGACUGAACAAGCCGCCACCGCCGAUCGCCGGUCAUCAUCAUCAUCACCAUCUGCAGCCGUACCAUCCGCCUCAUCAGUUCCAUCAUCACCAUCAGCAGCACCAUCAGCAGCGUUAUUCCGGCGAUAGUCCGGUGAUCCACCAUCAUCAUCAACAGCAACAACCGCCGUCGCAGCAUCACCGCCAUCAGCUAGCGAGCAGCCCGCAUCAGCACCAUCACCAUUCCGCCGCUCACCUGACCCCGUCGAGCCUCCUCGAGGUGCAACAACAGUCCCAUACAUCGAGGGGCGGCGAUGAGGCCGGCCUUAUGGAGGUGGAGGCCGGGGCCGGGAUACCUGGAGCGAGCGUACUCGCGGGUGUGUCCACGGCAGUCGGCGGUAUACGCGCGUCCGGAGGCAACAGCGGCACCACCGGUGUCGCCGGUACCUACGGCGACAGCGGCUCCGACAGCGGGGUGAGCUCGUUGAGAAGCGCCGGUUCCGGCGACGAGAGGAGCGGCAGCAGAAGCUCCGCGCUCAGCGUCGAGGAAACGACGUCGUCCUCGACACCGUCGGCGGUAGCCGCAGCCGCCGCCGCUACCCCGGCCAGGGUUUGGCACGUGCAAAGCGUACAGCACACGUCUUUACUGAUGGCGCAUCCGUCCCAGGGCGCGCCCAACGCCGGCGCGAGCACCGCGGCCACGGCGCCGCCGGUCGGCUAUCAGAGCUCGGCGCCUCCUAGUCAUCACGCCGCCGUCGCGUCCGAGAUGCUUUGGAGAUCAACCAGAGCCUAUCCACCCAUUUCCCACAAUAUGCUCACCACGCCGACGCACAGUCCGGAGGAAUUGCUCGAGAGGGAACGCCACGAGAGGAUGCUCCGGGAUCGGCGUGAAGUAGAGGUACGCGAAUUGGAGAAGGCCAAAAUGGACCGGGAGAGACUCGAAAAGCAGCGGGCCGAGCAGGCGGUUCACAAGCACUUCGAGGAGUCCUUUAGAUUGGCGCAACAAAAGGUGUCUUAUAUUCAACAGAGAAACAUGCAGUCGGUCUCGAUGCCAUGGAGCAACAUUCUACCGGCGCCGGGAAGGGCACACGGAGCACCACCGCCACAUCCGUUAACCGCGCACGCUGCUGCCGGCCAUCACGGUCAUCCUGGCGGUCCUCCAAGUGCGACCGCUGCCGCCGCCCCAUAUCCCGUGACUAUAGCGCAGCAGCAGCGGGAAACGCUGGAACGGGAAGCGCGGGAACGCGAACGGGAAGCGAUGCGGGAUGCCCGUGAGCGGGAGCACCGGGAGCAUCGAGAGCGCGAACACCGGGAGCGCGAGCAUCGGGAACGCGAGCAUCGGGAGCAUCGGGAACGUGAGCGAGAGCAGCAGCAUAUGGUGGUCGAGAGAUUACAUCGGCCGGUGGAUACCAGGGAACACGCUGUUGUCGCGCAACAGAGAACCUAUUAUGCGCCGCCGGCUCAACAGGUAUCCCGACCCUCAAGCGUACCCGGAAAAGUGGAAUACCCGCCACCACCGGCGCAUUCGCGAACGUCAAAGACAUCGUUGCCAGUUGGCGCUCUGCACGAGAAAUUACCACCGGUGGUGGGACCGUCACACGGCUCGCUACCGAAAGCUGAGCCGAACGUGAAUCUAUUCAACUAUUCGUCAACGUAUCAGACGUACAUGCACGACAUAAAGGUGAAGAGCGAGCAGGGACAGCCACAUAAACUACCGAGCAAGAGUGGACUGGCCGGCGGCCUCGAGAGGGACCAUCUUCACGGUAGAGAAGUUUUGCAGAAUCCGCCGUCCCUACUACCAGAUCACAAAAGCUCGGUGAUCGUGAAGAACGAGGGCAGGGAGCUACCAAAGGCACCGGUGCCACAGCACUCGUCCAGUCCGAAGAUGUUGCCUUAUGUUCAGUCGGUGGGGCCACAGCACAAGUCGUACGAAUACAGAAGCCCGACGCAAAGCCCUCAUCAUUUGCACUCCGCGCACUUGGACGGUCUGCAGACGGCGAAGAGCAUCGCGCCGCCCGCGAACCAUCAUCGAAGCGGCGGCGGUGUGCCGACGGCGACGACGCAACUGUCGAGUCCGCAUGGCCAUCCACCGCCGCCGCCGCCGGCGCCGGCGCCGGUGCCACACUCGCACAAUCCCCGUCAAUCGCCGCACGCCCCGUCUCAACAUUCGCAUCAGCCGCCGCCGCCGCAUCCGUCGCCGCCUGAACCGCGCUAUCUCAGUAGGCCGGAAUCCGCGAGUUUGCCGUACGGUUCAGCCAGAUCAUAUCCGUAUCCGCAUCCGCAUCCGCCCACGGCCUCGCAGACGGUGUCAUUGCAUUACGCCACGCCGCCGCCGGCCGGCUCCAAGCCAAAGGUCAGUAGCCCAGCGCCGCCGCACAUGUACGGCAAGCCUAACUCCGGCAUCAUGACCGGCACGCCGAUCUGCCGUGCCUCGGAGCCGCCCGUCGCCGCGCCAAUACCGUUGACCUCGAAGGCCGGCAGCUCGCCUUACCACCAAGUGCCUCAUCACGGGGUGCCGCCGCUGCCGCCGCCCGCGCACAGCAGCCGUUCCAUUUACGACAGCCGCGGCUUCGCCGGCUCGUUGUCGAGUACGAAACUGCCGCUGCCGACAUUGCACGGUUCGCCGCCUACAGCUGCCUCGGCGCCGCUCUCGAGGCUCACCACUCAUCCCGCUCAUCCCGCGCAUCUCAAUACCAGUCCGCAUCAGCAACCCAAUCAGACGCUGCAACACGCGCAGCCUCAGAUUACCACGGCCUUUCAGACGCAGCCGCUCGAUCUCGGUGUGGAAAGACCGGGCUCGCCCAAGAGGAAAGCACCGACGCCGUUGUUGUGUGACAAUACCAGCGGCCAGCCGGUGUCUCUGGAAGUCUGUAAGAAACGUAGAACUGAGGAACCGCAACCGUUAUCCUUGCAGUGCGUCGGUCCGCCUGUUCUGUCCAGGGUGAGUGAACCAAGUCCGCUCAUCGCAUCGGCUGCCACAUCCAUCACCACUGUCGUUAAUACCGCGGUGUUUCUCGCGCAACCGAACAGUCAGACAACGCAGGAGCAACGCGCACAGGUGGUGACGGCGGUGAGUCCGGCGCCGAGAACCGCCAGCGGUGACGGUUCCGUGCGACCCGCUAGCACCGGAAGCGUUUGUUCGUUGAAUCCUGCACCAGUUAGCGCGGCACCGAGUCCGGCGCCUGUACCCAGUCCGGCGCCGUCCACAGCUCCGAGUCCUGCGCCAAGCGCGACCAGCGCGCCCAGCACGCCCGCCAAGGUGAACGCUAGCACCGCGGACAGCGAAAAAUCCAACAGUCCGGCGCCGAGACCGCCGAGUAGCGCUAACUUCCCGGUGCACAAGCAUCAACUUCCGAAGAAGGCGUGGCUGCAGAGACAUUCGAGAUGCGCGGACGGCACCGAAGACACCACUGGCAUGGCCAGCAGUGUCCUGCGUCCGGCAUCUUGCGUCAUACUACCCCUGAAUAUUUCUCGCGAGACGUCGAACAGUAAGGAACGCGAUAGUAACAAUACCUCGUCGAAUACGAAUAACAGCAGUGCGUCGACUACUUGUUUACCGAGCGCAGUCAACUCGAUUCACAAUAUCGGCAGCAUGGCGGUCAAUAGCAUUAAUAAAAGCAAAGUUUCCGGCAAAAGUGGUCGAAAACCAGCGAACAAAGAAUCGUUGAAUGGCCACGCUACCGACACCAGUAAGACCCCACAGGAGGAUUCGUCCAGCAGCGACCCGGAGAGGAAGUCGCCGCCCAAGCGAAAGCCACCCAAGGUAAAACGAAAGAAGGGCGCCGCACGAAGGCAACAAACGGCCGCGGAAGAUCAGCGGAGACGGAAGGAGGAUAAGCAAGGCGGCGGAGCUGGUGCGGGCAGCGAGUCUAGUAACGAGAGCGAAGCGGGUUCCGCCAGUGACACCAGCGAACAGUUGAGCUCCAUUCAACCUGCAUCGAGGGUUCGACAUACUACGGCCAAUUCCAACAAUUCCUCGGGAAACGGAAAUAACAAAGAACCUAGGAAACGCGGUAGGAGACCAAAGACUACGAAAGGCAGUGAAGUAGGAGGCGAAGAUCAACAGCCUCGUCAGAAGAAGGAACGCAGGGACGACAGUACCAGCGGGGGCAACAGUGGACCGGGUGGAAGUGGCGGGAGAGGCGAUCCCUUUCGUAAACCACCGAUAUCGCAACUGAAAAAAACGGGCGAGAGCUGGCUGCAGGACGGCGCCUGUUUUGAAGUGGCUCCGAAGUUGGCCAAGUGCCGCGAGUGCCGAUGGACGCCGCACCAGCGCUCUAAAAAUCUUCCUCAGAAUAUCUUCUGCAGAUUCUAUGCGUUUCGCAGACUGCGUUACACCAAAAACGGACAAUUAGCCAUAGCGGGGUUCAGCGAUCCACACAAGGAUGCAUCCGAGGAAGAUCUUCGAUUAUGGUUACCAGGAAAAGAUAAAGAUCAAGAGUCAACAGGAAAAGACGACAAGUCGGAGAAAAACGAGAAGGACAAAGGUGACCGAGAGGAUCUAGACUUGGAAACAGCUCAUCGAUUGCUCCGGCAAGUUGGUGAUCAAUUCUGUGAUCUUUUACAUCGAGAAAAGAACGCUCUUCAAGAACAUAUGGCCGAAGCGAGUUCGGGGGUUAUAGACGGAACAGUAGCGUGGAAACGAGUGAUCCAAGGUGUUCGGGAGAUGUGCGACGUGUGCGAGACUACUUUGUUCAACUAUCAUUGGGCCUGUGGCAAGUGCGGCUUCGUCGUAUGCAUAGAUUGUUACAAGGGACGAAAAAAUGGCACGAUCAAAAUCUGGGGCGAGAGUGGAAAGGACAGAGACGAUUUCUCGUGGCUUCUGUGCACGAAUAGACAAGCACACGAACCGGAACGGCUCAUGCUCACGCAAAUUAUUGCCGGCGACAGUCUUCUGCGAUUGGGUCAACGUCUGCACGAGUGUCGCGUGGAGUGGGGAAUCGCGCAGCAUUGCGCUUGUUCUCUCGUCAUCCCGUCGCAAUCCAACGAAAUCCUACGAAACCUGAUCAAAGGCGACUCCGUGCCCGUUCUCAAUGGCAACGUGAAACAAGAGGUGAAAGAGGAGAAGAAGAUAAACGAGUCUAACGGCGCGUCGGAGAGCAAGACGAACGGCGAAGAUAAAAACUCGCCGUUGAACUGGCUAGCGGACGUGGCGCUGCAAAACCAGGACAAGAAUAACGACAGUGGUUCGAGCUCGGACUCGGACGAGGAUCGCGAGGGUAAUUAUUCGACAUUGAGAGAGUUGCUAACAAAAUCGAACAAGUCGAACGGCAGCGGCGGCUCCAGAUCGAAUUCGCCCACGAACAACUCGGGCGGCGGUGUGAAUGCCGGCGGCGGCGGUGCGAGCAAUAACGCCUCGCAGAACAACAUCGCCAAGUCCGGCAAGAAGUCGAAGAUGGACACGCUUGACGAAGUGAUAUCCAGCGUGAUCGAGCACAGUGUGAAGAAAGAGAGGGAUAGCGGUUUGGACGACGAGAAGCCGCGAGAAUUGAAGCACUUCGUGCGACGUUACAAGUGGACGCAGCGCGGUCGAGAGCCGUUACCGAUUAGAAUUAUGACCCUAACCGAGAGCAAGAGCCUCUAUCCAGACGUACCGCAUUCCUGGCUCUGCGACGGCAAAUUGCUGAGGUUAAACGAUCCCAAUAACCCGAACAAUUACCGAAUCUUCCAAGAUCAGUGGAAACGGGGACAGCCGGUGAUCGUGUCGGACGUCGCCAAGGCGCUGGACAUGGAUCUCUGGCACCCGGACUCCUUCGCCCGCGACUUCGGCGACGAGAAGAACGAUCUUAUCAAUUGCAUGACCGGCAAUCUGGUGCCGAAUCAGCCGAUGCGCAAGUUCUGGGAGGGAUUCGAGAACUUCUCGAAACGGCUUAAAGACGAGCGGGGCAAUCCGAUGCUGCUGAAACUGAAGGAUUGGCCGCCCGGCGAAGACUUUGCCGAACUGUUGCCGUCGCGAUUCAUGGAUCUGAUGAAGGUUCUUCCAUUGUCCGAGUACACACAUAGGAACGGCAGACUGAAUCUGGCGAGUCGUUUACCCAAUUGCUUUGUAAGACCGGAUCUGGGACCGAAGAUGUAUAACGCUUACGGUUCCGCUCUUCAUCCCAACAAAGGCACGACUAAUCUUCAUCUUGACAUCUCGGACGCCGUAAAUGUUAUGGUGUAUGUGGGAAUUCCAAAAGACGGCGAUAGUGAGGAACAUGUGAAAGAAGCGUUGAGAGCGAUAGACGAAGCAGGCUGUGAUAUUCUGACGCGUCGGCGUGUUCGCGAGCGUGGCGAGGCACCCGGUGCACUGUGGCACAUUUAUGCGGCGCGCGACGCGGACAAAAUUCGCGAUCUCUUGAAUGCCGUUGCCUUGGAACGUGGGGCUCGCUUGGAACCACAUCAUGAUCCCAUACACGAUCAGAGUUGUUAUUUGGACGGACCGUUGCGGGAACGAUUGUACCGAGAAUACGGUGUUGAAGGAUACGCCAUUGUCCAGUGUCUAGGCGACGCUGUAUUCGUACCAGCCGGCGCGCCGCAUCAGGUCCGCAAUCUUCACAAUUGCAUAAAGGUGGCCGAGGACUUUGUGUCGCCGGAAAACGUUUCGCAUUGCUUCCACCUAACCCAAGAGUUUCGCGCACUAUCCGAUACGCAUACCAAUCACGAGGACAAACUUCAGAUUAAGAACAUUAUCUACCACGCUGUGAAGGACUCGCUGACCAUUCUGGCUAACGUCAAGGAGGAGACUCUCGCCAAACUCGCCAAGGCCAACAAUGAGACGAAGACGAAGGAAGACACGUAGCCCUAGAUCUUCUUCGCGCAAUUUUAAGAUCCACUGACACCCUUGAUCGGGUCUCGUCGUUUCGGACGAGAGACAACCAUUUGCCGGCGCUCCUGAGCACAGCUGACGCUGGAGCUCUGAACGAGACCGAGAGAAUUUUUGCAGGAGGCCGAGAAGAAAGGUCGUCGCAAAGGUGCGAGAAUUUGUUGUGAUAUUUGACGAAUAUUUAAACGGGAGAUUUUUGUGACAUUGGCUAAGCCAAGGAGUAUUAGUUAUUUGUUGUUUCAUUCGAAUUUCCUAUGCACAAUACCUUCUUGCUCUCCCGUUUUGUUUUCCCCCCUUCCGAGAGAAGUGGACGUGAAAGUCCGACGAGCUCUUUAUUACCAGUGAAAAGGUAACAAUCGUAGGCCGGAUCGCGCAUAGAUAAAGUGCCGCGUCCAUUACUAUUGUGAUACCAGAUGGACUUUGGAUUGUAUACAUUAUUUGUAAUUAAUUAUAUUGUGCCUGUAUCCGAUACACACACUGUCUAUAUUAUAUAAAUGUAGAUAAUGAAAUACUAUGUAAUGAAUUUUUGCUAUAGCAACUCUCCCACGAAAGAAGGAGGGAGAAAGGAGGUUAUCUAAAAGUACCUUUGUGCAAUUAAAUGUGCGUGAGUUAUUAUAGCUGGAUCAACGAUAACUGUGGAUCCGUUUAUUGGUGUGCUCUGGUGAUCUGGUGCUUUCGGUAUUUGAUCAAAGCCCCGGCCAGAAAUAGCCGAUACGUAUUCGCAUUUAAGUUUUUUACGUUUCAUGCGACAAAGGCGUAAAGGAUAAAACACUGCCUAAACAAUCGGUUCGACAACAGUGAACGAGAUAAACUAUUUCAUAUAUAUUUAGUGGAUAAUAAUUCGUGUCGUUCGCAGAGCGUUCGAUGUUCUUUAGAGGCGUAUUGUUUUUUCUACGGCGACGUAUGUAUCGGUUAUGCGAGCGGCAGGGUGCUACAAGUUUUGUAUGUCAUUUCGAUUAUAUAAGGCAUCAGAACAAAAAAUAGAAAACAAAUAACUUCUUCGAUAUUAACUUUCUAAGAUGUAAUAGCGGAUAUGUGAAAACGGACAGUUGAUUAAACGUUUCAUUGCUGUCAUAAACCCAGUGACUACCCGAUAACUCAUGGGGAUACUAAUGAAAUGAAUGUUAUUUUUGUCAAAGCAUAUACAAACCGUCUAUGUCCGAUAAAGCGAAAAGACAGUGAUAUAUUGUAACGAGACAGUAAUUAUAUUGUAAUGAGACGCUAAUUGAUAAAUUAUUUGCGUAACAUUUAAAAACAAAACAAAAAAAAAGAAUAAAAAGAACGACUUUUGAAGUGCCAAUGUUGAACGAUGACGGGACGUUUAAAUGCGCGCGCGUUGUAUAUCGUAUAUGAGUAGGUAGAAAAAAAAAGAAAAAGAAAAGAAAAUUAAUUACACAGAAUAAUGAUGAAGAGAUGACAGGCCGAGUUCCUAUCAUUUCGUGAUAGUUUGUGCGAGCGACGAGAUGUAUCCCGCCGUUCGCACCAUCAUUUUUUUGACGAUUCGAAAACUGCUGUCGCUUCCGUUACCUCCCUUUUUCCUUUUCUUUUCUUUCGGUAAUUUGUUCAGUAGCAAACGUGACACAAGCAAGCUCUAGUGCGAUGAAAAGACUUUCUCAAUAUAUUUACGUUUCACUUAUAAUGCGCGACAAUGCGGACAGCAGCUUUUGAAUCGGAUUUAGCGUCGUUACACACUAUUCUCGAUACGCUCGUCGACUAUUUACGGCUGACAUAAAUGUGUAAACAGAAAAAAAAAGAAUGAACAAAAAGAAAAGGAAUAAAAAUCACUGGCAUUCUGAAAUCCGCAAUUUCUUUGAUCUCAACAUUCGUCUAGCAUACAACGACUUGAUUAAAUAAUAUUUAACGAGUAAAUUUUUAAAUAUCUUAGUGUUGAUAAGUAACAAUUAUCGGAAUUGUGUAAGCAGCAACAAAAGUACUAACUCCACAACAGCGGUGUAUAAAGUUCUAGAAAAAAAAAAAAACGUAUUUCUGUGUAUUAUUGCUGAAGACGAGAUGCUAUUGUUUGUUCUCUUGCUACGUGUAUGUACAUACAUUUAUAUACAUCCAUAUAUGUAUACAUAUAUAAAUACGAAGGAGGAAAGAAGUCUAGGACUCUCAUAACGAUAAGUACAUGCCCUUUACGAAACACGAAAGAUAUACAUUAUACACACAUAGGUAGACAGUUUAUUAUGCCAUUAUUAUAAUUAUUAUAUUAUUGUCAUUAUUACGGAAUUAUAUUACGGAAAAUACGAUAUUUAAAUGUUGCUAAAUAUGCCGAAAGAAGUAUGAGCAGGUAUACGUGCGAAUGUAAAUGAUUAAAAAGAAAAAGAAACCCGAAGAGUUGAUCUUGCUUAAGUGAACGAGGAAACGAACGAUAAAGAGAAACCGUGUGCGUGAUGAGGAUGAGAGAGAGAGAGAGAAAAAAAAAUGUAUGCAUGUAUUCGGUAAAAAUGCGGCAGGACGAAAACAAGGGGCCGUGUAUUGGGGGCGGAGUGGAAUGGAUGGUAUAACAAUGUACAGACCUUUGAAUCCUACGAGAUGUACCCAUCCCUAAAAUGUUCCGCACUAACCUACCCUUCUACGCCUCCCCCUUCUACAACCACCGGCCGCCCCCAGUCAUAGCAGUUAUGAACCGCGGGCCGGCAGGUCUGAGUAUAAUUUUUUGUACUGUGUAAAUGUAAGAACAUACGUUUGAAUAAGAAAAAUGUUUAUAUUACAAAA
Messenger RNA from Linepithema humile (Argentine ant), 10374 nucleotides. Lineage: Eukaryota; Metazoa; Arthropoda; Insecta; Hymenoptera; Formicidae. The record is from RefSeq and is a predicted model, not a curated record.